GGAGUAACACCGAGCAACGCCUGGUUGAAAUGAGCCAUUUUGGUCGAGCGACGAAAAYAUUGAAAUGGCGGGAGUUAGGCAUUUAAAAGGCUCGAUAAUAGAGUUUUGGAGCUCAUUUCUUUUUGGAUCAACAAUCAGUUACAUUGGCUUAUUGAAAAUCAAUUCUGCAUAUGAACAAAGUAAAAAGGAGAAAGGAUAUGAAUCAAAUGAUCUGGACUUGCUGUUCAACUGUCAAAAAAGCAUUUGGAGAAAGAUUAUCUUGUUAAAUGGCAGCUUUAGUUGGAUCCAAAGUUUUUUGAAAGACUUAGAAGCAUCAUUCUGGCAAGAGAAAACAACUAAAGAAAUAUCCAAAGUGCUAUCAUCCCAGUUGGCAAGACAAUCAGGUUUAACAUCAAUGUCUUUAAAACUACUGCAAGAGUGCAAUACAAGRCAGUCACGGUUACUCUUAACUGACAUAAUUGGAAGAUUAGGUGUUAUYAAAGACAAAGAUGUAGAGGACAUUUUAUCAUCUUGUGAUGAAAGAGUACUCAUUGGUUUAGCAAGGCUCCCUGAUUGCAAUAACAAUUUAUUUGAGUCCCUUAAUACUAUAAAGAAAGAAGAAAUUARUGAUCUUGGAAGCUCAAUGGAAAACCAACUGAGGACACUUUUACUAAGCCUACCCCUGCAGGGAAUGGAUUCCUGCACUAAAUGGUUUACAAACAGUGCAAUCCACAUUGGAAAAUCUUGCAAAAAACACAAAAGGUCUUUGCCUUGGAGCUUUGGUGGCGACUCUAGUUUGUCAUUUGCUCAUAAUUUCACUUCAAUGCCUGUAGAGCAAGUGGAGUUGUAUUACUUGAAAGCUUUGACCAGACAUUCUGUGGUUUCAAGUCAUUCUCAAAUCAUGGUUGAAAAUGGCGUCCUUCCUCUACUGUCCAAAGAACUACAAAAGAGACGAAAUAACCUUAGAAUCUCACGUGAAAUAGCUCACAUAGUAGGAAACCUUUUUACAACCUCAGGUUUCUUGAUACAUUUACGAAGAUGGCUAUCUUCAGAGGAUUUGGCGUUAUCUACGCAUGCGGCUCGGGCGUUGGCCAAUCUUGAUCGGGACUUCAACCACAMAGAAUGCUACGAARAGGGUGUUUAUGUACUUCAUCCAGACAAGAGGCACAGAAGCGAUGUGGUAGCAGAUAUUGUGUUUGUUCAUGGCUUGAGAGGUGGACCGCUUAAGACUUGGCGAAUUGAAGGCACAAAAACUAGACUGACAGGCGAACAGUGCUGGCCGAAGGCMUGGCUGGUGAAGGAUUUCCCUAAUGUUCGAGUCAUAAUGGUGGAGUACGAUUCGUAUCUUUCUAACUGGGUUUCCCAAUGUCCCACACAACCACAAACGCGUUCAUUAGCUUUUCGUAGUGAKAAAAUCAUGAAGAAAUUACAUCGGGCAGGUGUUGGUAAAAGACCUGUAAUAUGGAUAGGUCAUUCUAUGGGAGGAGUGCUCGUAAAACAGCUGUUAUCAUAUGCUCAACAUGACAGAUAUUACAGAUGUUUAUGCGACCGAACGAAAGGAGUUGUGUUCUAUAGUACGCCCCAUAAAGGCUCAGCUUUGGCCUCGUACUCAUCUCAAGCAAGGUACUUUUUACUCCCCUCUGUYGAAGUGAAGGAGCUCUGUUUGGGUUCAGCGUAUUUGUCGGAUCUUCACAGUAAAUUUCUGAAACUUCUCGAUAUUUAUCGGUUCAAAUGUUUGAGCAUCGGGGAAACAAUACCCCUUAAGUUGUCAUGGUUGUGGAACUCCGUACUUGUCGAAGAAGAUUCCGCAAACUUUGGUUAUGGUCUGUAUUUUUCGCUGGAUACUAAUCACAUUAAUGUGAGCAAACCAAGCGAUCCUAACGAUCCACGAUAUCAACACACUAAGGACUUCAUCCAAGAGGUCUUAAGACAAUAAGGAAAGAGGACAUGAUGAUGACACUGAUGAAGGUUCACGAUACCAUUC
Messenger RNA from Exaiptasia diaphana, 1963 nucleotides. Its product is annotated as protein SERAC1. The coding region runs from base 65 to 1915 and encodes 616 amino acids. Lineage: Eukaryota; Metazoa; Cnidaria; Anthozoa; Actiniaria; Aiptasiidae. The record is from RefSeq and is a predicted model, not a curated record. The transcript has 18 exons.